AUGAAAAUAAAAAUUAAAAAUUUCCUUUUUGUUUGCUUUUUGCUUUUUUUCUUAAUUCUUUCAUUUAGAUAUUCAUGUGAGAAAAAAAAGCUACAGACUGUUGAUUAUAAAAAAAAAUCGAUUACAGGAAGAAUUAAAAACAAGAUCCAGAAAUAUAAGGAAAAAAAAUUGAUAUUAAUAACAGAUAUAACAAAUAUAAAUGAAAGAUAUUCAUCGUUUUUACAUAUAUUAAAUACAGAAGGAAAUUAUAUAAGUAAAAUUAUAAAUAUAUUAUCACCUGAUGAUAUUCAUAAAAUUAAUUAUUGUUUAUAUGAUGGAUUAAUUAUAAUAUUAGAUAUAUUAAAUGAUAAAAUUGUUGAAAUAUUAAAAGCUAGCUAUUUGAAAUUAUUUAUAGACAAAAAAAAACAUAUUUUUUUUAGUUUAAAUAAUGUUAUUGGGAAAAAUGCUGUUCAUUAUUUAAAUGAAAUAAACAUUAGUGUACAUGGAAAUUCAUCAUAUGUUAAUGAUUAUUUUAAUAAUAUUGUUAUAAAAAAUGAUGAUAAAGAAAAAGAAAUUAAUAUAAAAAAAAGAAAUAAACAAAAAGAAUUUUUUACAAAUCAAAUUAUUUCCAAUACACCUAUAACAUCAAUUAAAAAUAAUAUACUUUUCAAAGGAACUGCUCAUUCAGUUUUAUUAAAAGAAAAAUAUUUCCUAGAAGUUCUAACAUGUACACGAACAUGUUUAUUAUACGAUAAAAAUGAUCAAGUCAUCAAAAGACAAAAACAAGGAACUGAUUUAUUAUUAAUAUCAGCUAUACAAUUAGAAAAUAAUUCCAGAAUAGUUUUUUCUUCUUCAACUGAAAUUUUUUCAGAUUAUUUUUUUAAUAUUCAUAAUGCAAAUAAACAAUUUACUUAUGAAUUAAUCAAAUGGAAUCUUAAAAAAAGUGGUAUCAUUAGAUAUAAUAAUUUUAAAUUCUAUAAAGAUAUAAACCAGGAUAAAUCAAACAAUACCUUUUUUAUAAAUGAUUUUGUUAAUAUGUCUAUAGACCUAUACCAUUUAAAAAAUAACUUCUGGAUACCUUAUAAAAAUAAUAAUAUACAAAUUCAAAUAAGCAAAAUACAUAUCAUCUCUAGAACAUUUCUAAAUACAUAUAAAUCUAUAAAUAAUCCAACUUAUUAUACAAACUUUCAACUUCCCAAAGAACAUGGUAUAUAUAAAUUGCAAAUAUAUUAUUUAAAUAAAGGAUAUAACAUUUUAAAUUUGGAAUACUCUAUACCUAUCAGAACAUUAUUACAUUAUGAUAAAAAUAAAAAAGUCAAAUUCAAAAAUUACCCAUUUUAUUUUUAUAUAUAUUUAUCUCUUAUUUAUUUCAUUCUAUUCAUAUUAAUCAUUCUCUUCGAUAAUAGUUACCUUGGGUCUAACAAGGAACAACAUCCAAAAGAAAAAUUACAAUGA
Molecule: messenger RNA, 1434 nt
Organism: Plasmodium falciparum 3D7
Lineage: Eukaryota; Apicomplexa; Aconoidasida; Haemosporida; Plasmodiidae
Gene: WBP1
Product: putative dolichyl-diphosphooligosaccharide--protein glycosyltransferase subunit WBP1
Biological process (GO): protein N-linked glycosylation
Cellular component (GO): endoplasmic reticulum; endoplasmic reticulum membrane; membrane
Source: RefSeq, a predicted model, not a curated record